CAGAGACUUCAGAGCACUCAGCUCUAAAUGGUGUGCCUCUACCUCCCUUCAAAGAAAAGGAAUCUAAGUGGAAGAUGAGAUUGAGUUGCCCGCCCAGCGCACACUUGGGUUUGCUGCGUCAGUGUUGCCACCUGGCUCUCCUCUGAUUGAGUCCGGGUCCCCGCGGCAAACUUCACCGCUUGGUCCACGCCAGCCCAGCUCGCUCAAGAGCCCAGCGUCCUCCGCCCACGUCAGCAUAGCUCGGAGCCUCGGGUCAGGAAGUCGGCGAAGGCUAAGAUGCCCAGAAAACCUGUAAUAGAAAAGCGAUCUCAGACAAACCUUAAGGAUCCAGUGGAGAAUACAGUGACAUAUGAUGAUGUAGUGGUGAAUUUUACUCGGGAAGAGUGGGCAUUGCUGGAUACUUCCCAGAAGAGGCUCUACAAAGAUGUGAUGCUAGAGACCUACAGGAACCUCUCUGUAAUAGGCUAUAAGUGGGAAGAUCACAAUAUUGAAGAACAUUCUGAAAAUUAUGGAAAACAUAACAGGCAUCUUCAAAGUGAUGAACCGAUUAAUACUGGAGAGAAACCUUUUGAAUGUAUGCAAUAUGGUGGAGCCAUUGCAAGAAACAAUCACCUUCAGAUACAUAAAAAAACGGGUACUGAAUGCUUUGUGUAUUAUACUGGUCUUCAGAUACAGAGAAGAACACACUCUGGAGAAAAGCUGUAUGAUUGUAGCCAAUGUGGUAAAGUCUUUUAUUGUCAAAGUCUUCUUCAAAAGCAUAAAAAAACACAUACUGGAGAGAAGCCCUAUGUAUGUAACCACUGUAAUAAAGCCUUUGCAGAUCGCUAUGCUCUUCAGAGGCAUAAAAGAAAACAUACUGGAGAGAAACCUUAUGUAUGUAACCACUGUGGAAAAGCCUUUGCAUAUCAGACCAAUCUUCAAAUACAUAAAAGGACACAUACUGGAGAGAAACCAUAUGAAUGUAACCAAUGUGCCAAAGCCUUUACACGACUCAGUCAUCUUCAAAGGCAUAAAAGAACACAUACUGGAGAGAAACCCUAUGAAUGUAACUACUGUGGUAAAGCCUUUGCAGCUUGCUAUGCUCUUCAAAUACAUAAAAGAACACAUACUGGAGAGAAACCUUAUGUAUGUAACCAAUGUGGCAAAGCCUUUGCUCAAGACAAUAAUCUUCAAAAACAUAGAAGAACACAUACUGGAGAGAAACCCUAUGAGUGUAACCAAUGUAGCAAAGCCUUUGCACAAUACAAUCAGCUUCAAGUACAUAAGAUAAUACAUACUGGAGAGAAACCCUAUGAAUGUAACCAGUGUGGCAAAGCCUUUACACAGUACACUACUCUUCAAAUACAUAGAAGAACACAUUCUGGAGAGAAACCCUAUGAGUGUAACCAAUGUAGCAAAGCCUUUGUAAGCUAUGGUUAUCUUCAAGUACAUAGAAGAAGACAUACUGGAGAAAAACCCUAUGAGUGUAACCAAUGUGGCAAAGCCUUUUCAAGCUAUGGUUAUCUCCAAGUACAUAGAAGAACACAUACUGGAGAGAAACCCUAUGAAUGUGACCAAUGUGGCAAAGCCUUUGUAAGCUCUGGUUGCCUUCGAGUACAUAGAAAAACACAUACUGGAAGGAAACCCUAUGAAUGUGACCAGUGUGGUAAAGGCUUUCACUGUAACUCCAACCUUCAAAAACAUAAAAGACUACAUAAUGGAGAGAAACCCUAUGAAUGUAACCAAUGUGACAAAGCCUUUGCAAGCUAUUAUUAUCUUCAGGAACAUAGAAGAACACAUACUGGAGAGAAACCCUAUAAAUGUGACCAAUGUGGUAAAAGCUUUACAUAUAUCAGCAAUUUUCAAAGACAUAAAAGAUCACAUACUGGAGAGAAACCCUAUGAAUGUAACCAAUGUGGUAAACACUUUGAGUAUAAUGCCCUCUUUCAAAAACAUAAAAGACUACAUAAUGGAGAGAAACCCUAUGAAUGUAACCAAUGUGACAAAGCCUUUACAAGCUAUUAUUAUCUUCAAGUACAUAGAAGAACACAUACUUGAGAGAAACCCUAUGAAUGUGACCAAUGUGGUAAAAGCUUUUCAUAUAUCAGCAAUCUUCAAAGACAUAAAAGAAAACAUACUAGAGAGAAACCCUAUGAAUGUAACCAGUGUGGCAAAGCCUUUGCACAAGACAAUCAUCUUCAAGUACAUAGAAGAAACUGGAGAGAAACCAUCUUAAUGUCACCAAUGUGGUAAAGCUUUUGCAGGUCACAGACAUCUUCAAAGUCAUAAAAGAACAAAUAUUGGAGAGAAACCCUGAUAAUUUAAUGUGGUAGAACCUUUGCAUGUUAUGGUGGUUUAAAAGGGAAUUUUAGAAACACAUUCUUGAGAGAACCUUAUAAAUGUAAUCAAUU
Arvicanthis niloticus (Nile rat) is the source of this 2390-nucleotide messenger RNA. The record is from RefSeq and is a predicted model, not a curated record. Lineage: Eukaryota; Metazoa; Chordata; Mammalia; Rodentia; Muridae.